GUUAAUAGAAAUGAAAAAAUUAGAAGAAAAGAAACAAACUCACAAAACAGCAACAACAAAAAUGUCAUGUAAAUUUUCAGCACCAACAAGAAGAAGAGGUUUUCUUCUUCUUCUUCUUAAUGUUUUUGUUUCAUUCUUAACAAUAACCUUAACAACAUCAACAACAAAAACAACCUUUGUUUCUUCUAAUUCUUCAACUUUUGAAGCAUCAAAAUUGUUAAACAAUUUCAAACACAAAACCAUUAUUUCUGAUCCAAAAAACUUUCUUUCAAAUUGGUCACUCUCUACUUCACCUUGUUUUUGGCAUGGUGUUUCUUGUUCAACUUCCGGCGAAAUCACCACCGUAAACCUCACCGGAGCUUCACUUUCCGGCAAAAAUUUUAACCUUUCAACUUUCACUUCUUUACCUUCUUUACAACACCUUCUCUUACAUGGGAAUUCCUUCACUUCCUUUAACCUCUCUUUUUCAAAACCUUGUUCUCUUAUCACUCUUGAUCUUUCUUCAACCAAUUUCUCAGGAAUUUUUCCUUUUGAGAAUUUUGUUACUUGUUAUAAUCUUAGGUAUCUUAAUUUGUCAAGGAAUUUCAUAACUUCAACAACAACAAAGAAUCAUGGUUUUUUAGGGUUUGGUAAUGGUUCUUUUUCUUCUUUGAUUCAACUUGAUAUGUCUAGGAACAUGUUAUCUGAUGUUGGUUUUGUUGUUAAUGUUGUGACAAACUUUGAGGGUUUGGUUUUUGUUAAUUUUAGUGACAAUAGAAUUUUAGGUCAAAUCAGUGAUUCACUUGUUGAUGUUCCUAGUGUGAAUUUGUCAACUUUGGAUUUGUCUUAUAAUUUGUUGUUUGGGAAAUUACCUAAUAAAAUUGUUGGUAAUGGUGUUGUUGAGGUUUUGGAUCUUUCAAGCAACAAUUUUUCUGGCGGUUUUUCGGAGUUCGAUUUUGGAGAGUGUAAAAGCCUUGUUUGGUUGAGUUUAUCUCACAAUGUGAUAUCUGAUAUUGAGUUUCCUCAAAGUUUGAUGAAUUGUAAGGUUUUGGAAAGUUUGGAUCUUUCUCACAAUGAAUUUAGGAUGAAGAUUCCGGGCGUUGUUCUCGGCGAGUUGACGAAUUUGAAGGAACUUUAUUUAGGGAAUAAUUUGUUUUAUGGAGAAAUUUCUGAGGAGCUUGGUAAGGUUUGUGGUAAUUUGGAAAUUCUUGAUCUCUCUAUAAAUAAACUUUCUGGUGAAUUUCCUUUGGUUUUUGGAAAAUGUUAUAAUUUGAAGAGUCUUAAUCUAGCAAAAAAUUUUCUAUAUGGUGAUUUCCUUGAAAAUGUUGUUACCAAAUUUUCUAGUCUUAAAUAUCUCUAUGUAUCAUUCAACAACAUAACUGGUAAUGUUCCUUUGUCACUUGUUGCAAAUUGUUCUCAACUUAAGGUUCUUGACCUAAGUUCCAACGCUUUCACCGGCAAGGUUCCUUCGGUGUUGUGUCCUUCUAAUUUGGAGAAGUUACUUUUGGCUGAUAACUAUCUUUCGGGGCAUGUGCCGGUAGAGCUUGGUGAAUGCAAGAGUUUGAAGACAAUUGAUUUUAGCUUCAACAAUUUGAGUGGUUCGAUACCUUUGGAAGUUUGGUCAUUGCCUAAUCUUUCCGACUUGAUUAUGUGGGCUAAUAGGUUAACCGGCGAGAUUCCCGAAGGAAUUUGUGUCAAUGGAGGGAACCUCGAGAUGUUGAUUCUUAAUAACAAUUUCAUUUCUGGUUCCAUACCGAAGUCCAUUGCCAAUUGCACUCGCAUGAUUUGGGUAUCUUUGGCGAGUAACCGCAUAACUGGUGAGAUACCGGCCGGUAUCGGGAAUUUGAAUGAACUUGCUAUCCUACAAUUAGGUAACAAUUCGAUCACUGGAAAGAUUCCUCCGGAGAUUGGAAUGUGUAAGAGACUCAUAUGGAUGGAUUUGACUAGCAAUAACCUUACUGGUACUAUUCCGUCCGAGCUUGCCAAUCAAGCCGGAUUGGUCAUUCCGGGCAGUGUUUCGGGUAAACAAUUUGCAUUUGUAAGAAAUGAAGGUGGAACUAAUUGUAGAGGAGCCGGAGGACUAGUUGAGUUUGAAGGUAUAAGAGUGGAGAGGCUUGAAGGUUUUCCUAUGGUUCAUUCAUGUCCAUUAACAAGAAUAUAUUCAGGCUUGACCGUUUAUACUUUUGCAUCCAAUGGCAGCAUGAUCUACCUUGAUCUUUCCUACAAUUUCUUGUCGGGUAGUAUUCCGGAAAAUUUCGGCUCAAUGUCCUAUUUGCAGGUCUUGAAUCUAGGCCACAACAGGCUCAAUGGAAAAAUUCCAGAAAGUUUUGGUGGUUUAAAAGCUAUAGGUGUGCUUGAUCUAUCUCAUAAUAACCUUCAAGGAUUCAUUCCUGGAUCAUUAGCAUCUCUAUCGUUUCUCAGUGACUUUGAUGUGUCGAAUAAUAACCUUACCGGUUCCAUUCCUUCUGGAGGCCAGCUAACAACUUUUCCGGCAUCUAGAUACGAAAACAACUCGAAUCUUUGUGGUGUUCCUUUACCACCAUGUGGCGCUUCAAAUCACUCGAUAGCUUUUCAUACGUGGGAGAAGAAGAAGCAACCAAUUGCAGUUUUGGGUGUCACAGGCCUUCUUUUCUUCCUCUUGUUUGUUGUUGUGCUUGUAUUAGGUGUAUAUCGGGUGCGGAAGAUUAGAAAGAAGGAAGGAUUGAGAGAAAAAUAUAUAGAAAGUCUUCCAACUUCUGGAACCAGUAGUUGGAAGCUUUCUGGCUUUCCUGAGCCUCUAAGUAUCAAUGUUGCUACAUUCGAGAAGCCUUUGCGCAAGUUGACAUUCGCGCAUCUUCUCGAGGCUACAAAUGGUUUCAGUGCUGAAAGCUUGAUAGGUUCAGGUGGUUUUGGCGAAGUCUAUAAAGCUAAGAUGAAAGACGGCAGUGUUGUUGCUAUCAAGAAACUCAUUCAUGUCACAGGUCAGGGAGAUAGAGAGUUCAUGGCUGAAAUGGAAACGAUCGGGAAGAUUAAACACAGGAACCUUGUUCCGUUGCUUGGUUACUGUAAAGUUGGAGAGGAGAGGCUCCUUGUGUAUGAGUACAUGAAAUGGGGAAGUUUAGAAGCUGUUCUACAUGAGAGAGCCAAGGGAGGAGAAGGUUCAAAGCUUGCUUGGGAAACAAGAAAGAAGAUAGCUAUAGGAUCGGCAAGAGGUCUUGCAUUCCUUCAUCACAGUUGCAUACCUCAUAUUAUACAUAGAGACAUGAAAUCUAGCAAUAUUCUUCUUGAUGAAAAUUUUGAGGCUAGAGUUUCGGAUUUCGGCAUGGCAAGAUUGGUUAAUGCUCUUGACACUCAUCUUACUGUCAGCACACUUGCAGGAACACCAGGUUAUGUACCGCCUGAAUACUAUCAGAGUUUCCGAUGCACGGCGAAAGGGGAUGUUUAUAGUUAUGGUGUCAUACUGCUAGAACUUCUGUCAGGUAAGAGGCCGAUCGACUCAGCCGAGUUCGGCGAUGAUAACAACCUUGUUGGUUGGUCUAAGAAGCUUUAUAGAGAGAGAAGAGUUAGUGAAAUACUUGAUCCUGAUUUGAUUAUGCAAACAUCUAUUGAAGGUGAACUUUGUCAGUAUUUGAGAAUUGCUUUUGAAUGUUUAGAGGAAAGACCAUACCGGCGUCCAACGAUGAUACAACUGAUGGCAAUGUUUAAAGAGCUUCAAGUUGACACAGAUAAUGAUAGUGUUGUUGAUGGUUUCUCUAUGAAAGACAGUGUUAUUGAUGAAACAUGAGAAAAAGACUCAAAAUCCAUUUUUGACAAUGAAAAAGAAGGUUCUCAUUUCUCAACAUUUAGAAUGUUGUUUGAACUGAGUUUACUAUUUAUCCUAUUUGUCAAAUUGGAAACAGGGUUCUUUCACAUUUUUGUUGUUGUACAUAAGAGCUUAUAGACAGAAUUCAGUCACAUGAAAUUAGUAGAGACAUUUUUUUACCUUAUGAAUGAACUUUAGCUUAUGCCUUACAUGUAACUUGUUUUCCAUUUUCAUUGGAUUUCUGUUACUAUCACAGUUUUGGUCACAUGUGUUUUGAUUCAUAUGUUGCAACUGAUAAUUUUAUUGUUUACAGAAAGAUAGAAUCUGUUGAAAGUGUAACACAAUUGAUCA
Cicer arietinum (chickpea) is the source of this 4111-nucleotide messenger RNA. RefSeq names its product serine/threonine-protein kinase BRI1-like 1. The record is from RefSeq and is a predicted model, not a curated record. Gene Ontology annotation, molecular function: receptor serine/threonine kinase binding; ATP binding; protein kinase activity. Gene Ontology annotation, biological process: protein phosphorylation. NCBI's taxonomy places the organism in Eukaryota, Viridiplantae, Streptophyta, Magnoliopsida, Fabales, Fabaceae.